Molecule: messenger RNA, 1956 nt
Organism: Empidonax traillii (willow flycatcher)
Lineage: Eukaryota; Metazoa; Chordata; Aves; Passeriformes; Tyrannidae
Gene: DMRT1
Product: doublesex and mab-3 related transcription factor 1
Exons: 5
Coding region: 237-1292 (351 amino acids)
Biological process (GO): sex differentiation; regulation of transcription by RNA polymerase II
Cellular component (GO): nucleus
Molecular function (GO): DNA-binding transcription factor activity, RNA polymerase II-specific; RNA polymerase II cis-regulatory region sequence-specific DNA binding
Source: RefSeq, a predicted model, not a curated record
GGGAGGAGUGGGGAGGGAGGGGUGGUGGUCCCCCCGCCCCGGGGAGAUACCCGACGCCAGCUCCCCGGGCUAGCGAGGACUUCGCGGCCGCACGGACCCCCCGGAGUAGGGGUGGGGGGAGGCACGGCAGGAGGGGAAACAGCCGCUUCUUCUGCCCGCCAAAACGCGUGGGGUGACGGGACGGGACCGGCCAGAGCCGCGCCGACCACUCGCCCGGCUGUCGCCAGCCCGCCGCGAUGCCCAGUGACAACCCGGCCUUCAGCAAGCCCCCGGACGUCGCGGGGCCGGGGGACAAGGCAGGCGGCUUCGGGAAGGCGGCAGCGCCCAUGGCGGCCGUCCCGGCGGACAGGGGUGCCGGCGCGGCGGGGAAGAAGCGGCCGCGUAUGCCCAAGUGUGCCCGCUGCCGCAACCACGGCUACUCCUCACCGCUGAAGGGGCACAAGCGGUUCUGCAUGUGGCGGGACUGCCAGUGCAACAAGUGCAGCCUGAUCGCCGAGCGGCAGCGGGUGAUGGCAGCGCAGGUUGCACUGAGAAGACAGCAAGCUCAGGAAGAGGAACUGGGAAUCAGCCACCCAGUGCCCCUUCCCAGUGUCCCUGAGACAUUUCUUAAGAAGAACAGCGGUGGCAGCUCUUGCCUCUCAUUGGAAAGCAGCAGCCCUAUGCACUCAAUGAGUACAGCCAUGACAGCAGCUAGUACACCAUCAGAGGGACGGAUGCUCAUUCAGGACAUCCCUUCCAUCCCCAGCAGAGGGCACUUGGAGAGCACGUCUGAGUUGGUUGUGGACUCCACCUACUACAGCAGUUUUUACCAGCCAUCCCUGUAUCCUUGCUAUAACAACCUGUACAACUACUCCCAGUACCAAAUGGCGGUGGCCAAUGAGCCUUCCUCAAGUGAGACAGGGGGUACGAUUGUAGGGUCAGCCAUGAAAAACAGCCUUCGAAGCCUCCCAGCAACGUACAUGCCAAGCCAGUCAGGAAAACAGUGGCAGGUGAAGGGCAUGGAGAGACACCACACUGUCAGCUCCCAGUACCGCAUGUGUUCCUACUACCCACCUGCUUCCUACUUGGGGCAGGGAGUUGGUGCUCCCAUGUGCCUUCCCCAAAUCCUGACCUCUGAGGACAUCCCCUCCUCCUCGGAGUCAAAAGCAAGAGUGUUUUCGCCGCCCAGCAGCCAGGACUCGGGCCUGGGGUGCCUGUCCAGCAGCGAGAGCACCAAGGGGGACAUGGAGUGCGAGCCCUCCGCACAGCCCAGCAACUUCGCGGUGAGCCCCGUCCAGGAGGGCGGCGAGUAGUUGCGUUGCGGCGGCCCUCGCCCAGGGCAGGGCGGUGCAGCAGCAGCGUUCUCAGUUUGCUUGUUCUGCUUAGGGGUUGCGGGGGGAGGGCGUGGGGGCGUUUGUUUUCUUCUUUCCAGGAGCGGGGCGGGAUGCCAGCUUCCCCGGGCGCGGCCGUGGGGCGCUCCCCGCCGCCGUCUGGGCCGGCUGGCGCAUCGGUGGCCGGGAAGCAGCGCGGAGCCUCCACCGCAGGCCUGCAGCGCUGUCGGGGCAAAGCCGGAGAGAGCGUCGCCAAAAUGCGGGCAGGGGCUCGAGGUAGAAGGAGCCAAGAUAACCGGGUGUCCUGUACCGGCCCCUCCCUGGGAAACAUCAUGCCGUUAUGUAUUUCUAAUGGUUCCUUACAGGCUGCUGCUCGGUCCGGGAGUUUUCUUCUCAUGUUGCCAAAUUAACAUAUUUUGCAUAAUACAGUUGAGUGCCUUGCCUUAGAUUGCAAUCUAAACUGCAAGUAAAUACGACCCUUAAAAAGUUGCCACGGAUUUUGGUGUUUGUUAUUUUGUUAAAAAUGGCUUAUGGUGUUGUUUUAUUGUGUUACCAAAGCCACUCCUAAAUGAAACUAGUCUAGAAAAGUUCAUUGUUCUCUGUAGUUGUAGCUGUACCUGAAAUAAAAAUGUUAUUGAUGACUGAA